AUGGCUUACAACAGAGCUUUUAACCCAGAUUCGCUACCUGCAUUCGCAGAGCCAGAACGAAAACAUGCACAAUCCCCCGUCGUUCAGGCCCCCAUCCACAGCCAAGCGCAACAAGCCAUGCACGGCGCACAAUACGAAAACCGUCCCCCGCCAUCCCUCCCCCAAACCAUAAAUCCCAACGGCCACAGACCAUCCGAUGGUCGACGACUCUCGCCCCAAAUGCAUCCUCCAGGAAACUAUGGCGCUUCCCCUCCAGGUCGCGGCUAUGCCUCUCCUCCGCCAGGCCAAUUCCAACCUGGUCGAGUUGCGCCUCAGACAAGACCGGCGCAACAAUCUAGACCUCCUCCUACGCCUGCUCCUCCCGGUGCGGAUCCCCAAUUGUGGCCGCUAUUUCAGGCUGUGGAUAAAGAUAGAACCGGCGCCCUCACCGAAAAAGAGCUCCGCGCUGCCCUCGUCAAUGGCGAUUGGACCGCCUUCGAUCCCUAUACUGUAAAAAUGAUGAUUCGCAUGUUCGAUACCGAUCGCAGCAACACGAUCAAUUUUGAAGAGUUCUGCGGCUUAUGGGGAUUUCUCGCGGCAUGGCGUGGAUUGUUUGAUCGCUUCGAUAAAGAUCGCAGUGGGAAUAUUAGUUUGGAUGAAUAUUCGGAAGCGCUGGUGGCUUUUGGUUAUAGAUUGAGUGAUGGUUUUGUGGGGACCCUGUUUAAGGCUUAUGAUAAGAGGGCGGAGGGAGCGAUUAGUUUCGAUAUGUUUGUGCAGAGUUGUAUUAGUUUGAAGAGGAUGACUGAUGUCUUUAAACGUUACGAUGAUGACCGCGAUGGUUACAUUACGCUCUCCUUUGAAGAUUUCCUCCUAGAAAUCAUUCGACAGAAGUAUUAA
Molecule: messenger RNA, 876 nt
Organism: Botrytis byssoidea
Lineage: Eukaryota; Fungi; Ascomycota; Leotiomycetes; Helotiales; Sclerotiniaceae
Exons: 6
Coding region: 1-876 (291 amino acids)
Molecular function (GO): calcium ion binding
Source: RefSeq, a predicted model, not a curated record